AUGCACUCGCUGCCCGUUAACAUGGCCAGUAGCUCCAAGGAGCGGCGAUUGCUGCGCACGCCCAAAUGUGCGCGCUGUCGCAAUCAUGGCGUCAUCUCGUGCGUCAAGGGCCACAAGAAGCUGUGCCGCUGGCGCGAAUGCUGUUGCCCCAACUGCCAGCUGGUCGUCGAUCGGCAGCGCGUCAUGGCCGCCCAGGUGGCACUGCGACGCCAACAAACCAUGGAGGCGCUGGAGGCGCAUGCCGCCGAGCCGCAGACAAUACCAAGCGAUGAGGAGCCGACGCCGACGCCACCGCUGACCCAGUCGCUGCCGAACAUAGCUGUUGGCUCCACACUGACCACGCCCACCAAAUACAGCGCCAUGGCCGCCAACACGCUGCGCACACGCCAGGCCCUGAUCGCCCAGAAGCGCAUCUACAAGCAGCGGCUGCGCAAUCUGCAACAGUCCACAUUGCACAUUACCGCGGCGAUGGAAGAGUACAAGCAGCGCUUUCCCACGUUCAAUUCACCGUUGCUGGAACGCAUGCGCAAGCGACGCGCGUUCGCUGACCCGGAACUGAACUAUGCAAUGGAUACAACGCUACUUGGCAGCUCCGCCUGUGGCGGGCAAGCGGCUCCUUUGGCAACGCCGCCAACAGCAAUCGGCAACGCCUUUUAUGAUCUAUUGGGCAAUGCCGCCGCCGCGGCAGCAGCAGCAGCAGCAGCAACGCCCACGCCGACGCCCAGCGUCAAGAAGCCCAAGCUGAGUUUUUCAAUUGAGUCGAUAAUUGGCAUCAGCACGUAG
Drosophila virilis is the source of this 783-nucleotide messenger RNA. NCBI's taxonomy places the organism in Eukaryota, Metazoa, Arthropoda, Insecta, Diptera, Drosophilidae. The record is from RefSeq and is a predicted model, not a curated record.